AUGCAAUACAGAAGCUUGCUCUUGAGUCCCUCAGCAGAGGCAAAGUUCAACAACAAUCCAGCUCACCAACAUUGCAGAAGCAAGAAGAGAAAAGAGAAUCUAAGUUGUAUAGCUACUGUUAUAGUGUUAUGGAUUAUGGUGUAUCUCUACAACAUUUAUGGCCGUAACUGCAGGCAUGGUGUUAAGUUCACUGAUAAAGAACCGCUGAGCGUUUUUAUCCGUUUGACCGAUACUUUGUCGGAUCUAAAGAGGAACAUAUUGCAGAAGGUAGGGUUGUGUGGGGCCAAGUUGGUGAAGAAGGUGUUCUACAAGAUUCCGAUGGCGGUUGUGUCAAGUGGUGUGCAGUAUGAAACAUUUGUGAUAAGGUCGGAUGAAGACAUGGAGGUCUUGUUUCAUUAUCGGCGGAGUUUUUCGGAGGUGAGAAUACAUGAGUUGUUUGCCAAGUUAGAAGACGGUGUCGACAGUUCUGGGGCUUCAGUGCCAAAUCCUCAGUCGACGACGGUGGAGGGUGCUUCUACUUCGAUGCCUGUCAUUGCACCUGGUUGUCUCUUAGCUGCACCUCCACUUGUUCUAGCACUGGCAGGUAGAUCACCUGGUUUGAUUACUGGUCUUGUUGGUAGUGAUAAGCCAGAUCACGUUGAGGACGCGAUGCGGGAAGAUGAUUCGGACGAUGAGCCCGAUCACAUAUCGGGGGAUAGUGAGGAGGAGACUCAGAUGGUCCCACCUGCACCUCAGGGGCCAUCCAAUUCUGGGUCCCACCAACAACCACCACAUUUCUCGAUGCUGAACUUGGAAGCAGUGAGUCAACAACCAGAUGAGGCAAACACCUUUGGAAGCCAAGGAUUACACGAGGACAAUACUUCUGGGGAAUUUCAGAUUGGCCAAUAUUUCCAGACUAAGAAGGAAGCUGUGAUGAGAGUUAAGGAUUAUAGCAUUCGUCGUGGAGUUCAAUAUCAGGUUAUGGAAUCAGAUCAUCUGAAAUAUGUUAGGAGAUGCAAGGAGUUUGGAAACGACUGCACCUGGACGAUCCGCGUGGCACUUCGGCAGCGCAAGAGUAACUGGGAGGUUAGAAGGGCGGAUGCAGCGGUUACGAUAAAGGUGUUGCAAGAAGCCACUGAGUCAACCUACGGAUUCAGACCUAGUUAUAUGAAGGUGUGGAAGGCAAAGCAGAAGGCAAUCGCACAGAUCGACGGGGAUUGGAAAGAGUCAUAUGCCGAGUUACCCCGGUGGAUCCUUGGGAUGCAAGCAACGAUGGACGAAACUGUUGCUUUGUUGAAGACUUCUCUAGUGCGUGUAGGUGAUGAGGUUGAUGAGUCUACAGAGACUCUGCUUUUGGCUAUUGCGCAAGAUGGAAACUCGAAUAUAUUGUCGGUUGCGUUUGCACUUGUUGAGGGGGAGAAUGCUGAGUCACACAACGGCAUUAACACUGUACUGGAGGCACCAGACAGUGGUUGGCUACCGCCUCAUGCAUAUCGAGCGUAUUGCAUUCGACACGUUACCGCUAAUUUUGCUCUCAGUUUCAAGGGCCAUGAUGCAAGGCGGCUGCUCGUGAAUGCGGCGUAUGCCAAGACUGAUGAAGAGUUUGACUACUGGUUUGAUAUUAUGAGGACUAAGAAUCCGGCUAUGUGUGAUUGGGCCAACCGACUGGAGUACGAUAAGUGGACCCAACACCAGGAUGGAGGCAGACGGUUCAGCCACAUGACGAUGAACAUAUCCGAGUGUGUUAACUCUGUAUUGAAGGAGACACGGAAUCUGCCGGUUACUGCACUUGUGAAAUCCACAUAUGGGAGGUUAGCAGAGCUUUUUGUCGUCCGAGGGCAGACAGCAGAGGCGCAGUUGGGAUCUGGUCAAGGCGAUAGAGCGCAACUUGAAAGAUUCGAGGUGCUUUACGGUUACUCUGUUCGACAGACAUCAGUCUGA
This is a messenger RNA of Arachis duranensis, 1920 nucleotides long. RefSeq lists its product as uncharacterized. Lineage: Eukaryota; Viridiplantae; Streptophyta; Magnoliopsida; Fabales; Fabaceae. The transcript has 6 exons. Bases 1 to 1920 code for a protein of 639 amino acids. The record is from RefSeq and is a predicted model, not a curated record.